AUGUUCGCUACCUUCCACAGCUCGCCGUCGCACACAGCGGGUCGGCAGGAUGGUAACUCAAAGACUGCGCCUGCGAAGCGCCCCAAGCGGGCCCAGGUCCGGCUGGCCUGCGACUGGUGCAAGCUGAUGCGCAUCAAGUGUGAUAAUCACCGACCGUGCUCCAACUGCCAGCAGGCCUCCCGUGACUGCUCGACCAGCAGGGAGAACCAGUUCCGCAGUAUCGCCGACGCAGUCAGCGAGGUCAAGAGGCUCCGUGCCAGGAUUCGCGAUAUCGAGACGACGCAACCCCAACAACAACCCCAACAACAACAACAGUCAGCAAUACAGGAAGAUCAUGCCCAGAAUUCGCCGCCGGAACCAGGGCACUCGAGUCCGAAUGUGCUGCCCUCGCCUGCCCGCACCAGCGUGUCUGAACCGGGAGGGGCCAAGGAUGGAGGUCAACCCACCCAGGCCGAGGCAAGUGGGCGCCAGUCCAGCGUGUCAGACCAGAGAAGACAUACCGCAUCGCCGUUGAGUCGCCCACAGGUGGCACCUAUUCUCCAGGGCGUCACCUCCCUCCCAUCGCUAUUGGCCCGCCUGGAUGAAUUCCUACAAUCUAAUCGGCCACAACUGCAACUCGAACUCGACCUGUCCAGUUGCGCUGGCAACUGCUCACAACAGCACAUAAACGCCACACACGGAUAUGGGUUCUUGACCCGCGCCCAGGAGUCACACUACCUAGAUCUUUUCUGGCAAACGCACUACUUCAGUUUCCCCAUCCUCAACGAGGGCCAAUUCAGGAGUGAUUUUAAGGCCCUCUGGGCCGACCAAGAUGCGGCGGCCCCAAGGAAGCCCUCUCCGCUAGUAGACAUCAUGCUUGCAUUAUGCAUUCAACUCGGCAGCUCCUUCAGGCGACAGAAUGCCGGCGAAAGCGGCAACGGUGCACCGUUGGCUGGCUACCAGUACUACCGAAGAUGCCAGGAGGCCAUCGACCAGACCAUAGAGAGCCCAUCCAUCACUACAGUGCAGUGCUACAUCUUCAGCAUCGUCUAUCUCUAUGAGGCCGGCCUUCUCAACCGGGCUCAGGCAGUUGCGGGUAAGGCCGUCAUGAUGGCCAUGCUGAUCCGACUGCCCAACGAGCCACGCUCCACUGAGCCAGAACCACAGAAGGAGGUGGCUCGCCGGACGUGGUGGAGUCUUUACAUCCUCGACGGGAUGCUCAGCAUGGAAGUGGGACGGCCGCCUCUACUCGGCCCUUACCACUCGACAUGCGACCUACCUUCAGACUCCAUCGAGGUCGCAAAAUGGCUUGGCCCUCACUACUCGUUCGACGAUUCAUGCCCGACCUGGCUCGGGUUCCAGACGCAGACACUGCGUCUCAUCAACGCGGUCAGGCAAGUCCGGUCUGCUGUAUACACCAAGUACGAGAGCAUCGUCGGGGAGCGCGGAUACAGCAGUUUCGUGGACAACACGGCCGCGCGCGAGGAGUGCGCCGGGAUCCUGACGGCCCAGAUGAAGCAGCUCGAUGCCUGGGCCGCGCAGGUGUCCGAGGGCUACACCGUGCCGCGCCGCGACGGGCAGCCCUUCUCGACGGACCGCUCCGCAAUCGACAUCAGGCCCGACACCAUAGUCCACUGCCAGCGCCAGCGCCUCCUCCUCGAGCUGCAGUACCACCAGCACUGCAUGAGCCUGUACCAGCCCUUCAUCACCCUCUCCCCGGCACCCGACGUGUCGACGCCCCUGUCCGACACCAAGGCCGUGGCCGCGCUGAACCACGCCAUGGCCCUGACCGCCAUCAUGCACCAGUCGCUGACGUCCUCCGAGACGCUGGGCGGCACCCACCACGUCCUGCGCUGGCAGCAGAACGCCCUGUUCAUCAUGCUGGGCUUCGCGUAUACUUAUCCCCUCAGCAGCUCGAUCCCCGCCGCGGCGAGGGCCAUCGAGAUGGCCACCGCCGUCAUCGACAUGUACUGCGAGGCCCUGCCGCAGACGCGGGGUGUCGCCGCAGUGGCGCGUGCCUUGGCCGAUGACGCGGGCGCCGUCAACGCCGGGCUCCACUCCGGCAAUGUGUGUACCGUGGGCAGCACCGUGGGCGGCGGCGGCGGUGGUGGCGGUAGCAUCAGCCGCGGCAGCAGUGUUGGCUUUCAGGCGUCGAUGUUAGGGCCGUCGACAGCAGUGACACCGACGCAGAUGCACCAGCCCGGGCCGCCAAAUCUUCCCUUGGCAACCACAUCCACGAUAGAGGGCCCCGAGAAAGCUGCGCCGACCACCUUCACCAAUCUGCCUGGCACUGACUUUGUGAGCAACAUCCCAGAAGGCGACGUCCAGCUCGAAGCCGUGGAUAUGGACUGGGGCAAUAUGAACGCGUACAAUGCGCUGGACUAUCCGUGGGCCUUCGCUGUCGACUCGUCGGAUGUCAGGAUGUGGUAG
Molecule: messenger RNA, 2409 nt
Organism: Diaporthe batatas
Lineage: Eukaryota; Fungi; Ascomycota; Sordariomycetes; Diaporthales; Diaporthaceae
Exons: 2
Coding region: 1-2409 (802 amino acids)
Biological process (GO): DNA-templated transcription; positive regulation of transcription from RNA polymerase II promoter by galactose
Cellular component (GO): nucleus
Molecular function (GO): zinc ion binding; DNA-binding transcription factor activity, RNA polymerase II-specific; RNA polymerase II cis-regulatory region sequence-specific DNA binding
Source: RefSeq, a predicted model, not a curated record